Guillardia theta CCMP2712 is the source of this 582-nucleotide messenger RNA. RefSeq lists its product as hypothetical. The coding region runs from base 1 to 582 and encodes 193 amino acids. The record is from RefSeq and is a predicted model, not a curated record. Lineage: Eukaryota; Cryptophyceae; Pyrenomonadales; Geminigeraceae. The transcript has 10 exons.
AUGGAUGCUAUGCUAGAAGGUGGGUGUGUACGAAGAGCAGCCGACAAGACAGGACAGGAGAUGCGGAGUUUCGUGCUUGCAGCGUGUAUCCUCCUCGCGCUGAAGUCAGUGGCAGCCAACGACGAUGAGGGGCAAGAAUUCGAGGUUGUAACUUGUGGAUCGGCGAUCAACCUGGUGCAUGUACAGUCAAGGUACCGGCUGCACUCGCAUGAAGUAGCGUACGGAUCCGGAUCUCGUCAACAAUCUGUGACGGCCGUCAGCUUCUUAGCGGACCCCAACAGUCUGUGGGUUGUCCGCGGUGAACAUGGAAAGCAAUGCCCCCAGGGCACUCAGAUCAAGAACGGCGACACAAUCCGCCUGACUCAUCUGAACACCAAACGAAACCUCCACAGCCAUUUCUUUGAGUCGCCGCUCUCAAAGCAGCAGGAAGUGAGCGGGUUCGGAGACAAGUCGUCAGGCGACUCAGGCGAUGAGUGGGUGGUCGAGAUGAAAGAUGAGGAUUAUUGGAAGAGAGGAAAGCGCUUCCGCCUCAAGCACAAGGCGACCGGGGCUUAUCUUCACUCGCACUCGAAUGUAGGCUGA